AUGAAACUACUCUUCCAAGGCACUGCAAUCUUCGCCCUUCUUAUCGUCAACGCAUCUGCUGAAAAAAGUGGCAUUUUUGCCGCUAACGGUGUCGAGCUCGAAGUUUACCAAUCCGGCGAGGAUAUCAUCUACGGAGAACCUCAAAGCUUGGUCCAGGCGAGAGAUCUUGAGGGCCGAGCAACCAACGCGUGCACCAAGUGUGUUGGUCACCAUGGAAGUUGUGUUGUAGGAGAGGGGAACUGCUAUGCCCCUGAUACAUGUGCUUUCUGUGGGGGCUGUUCUGUCAACCAGGCCCGUUGCCAGAACCCCAAGACGGAAGGCUGCCAGUGCUACAAAUGA
Penicillium expansum is the source of this 339-nucleotide messenger RNA. RefSeq lists its product as uncharacterized. Lineage: Eukaryota; Fungi; Ascomycota; Eurotiomycetes; Eurotiales; Aspergillaceae. The transcript has 3 exons. The record is from RefSeq and is a predicted model, not a curated record. Bases 1 to 339 code for a protein of 112 amino acids.